This is a messenger RNA of Colias croceus (clouded yellow), 2038 nucleotides long. RefSeq lists its product as uncharacterized. Gene Ontology annotation, molecular function: phosphatidylinositol bisphosphate binding. The transcript has 13 exons. NCBI's taxonomy places the organism in Eukaryota, Metazoa, Arthropoda, Insecta, Lepidoptera, Pieridae. The coding region runs from base 123 to 2015 and encodes 630 amino acids. Gene Ontology annotation, cellular component: membrane. The record is from RefSeq and is a predicted model, not a curated record.
AUUUAAAUGUCGUAAUUAAUUUUAAAAGGAUCAACAAUAGUGCUACUGUGUUUGGUGUGCAUAGUGCUUUUUUAUUUUAUUUUAGUCCUUUAAACAACUACGAGCAUACAAAUACAAUCAAAAUGGAUAGUAUACCACCGAGUGCGAUUUUGGAACAUCGUCCAAAUCAACUACAAGAAGUUCGCAAAUUAUUCAAUUAUGAAGAUAUCAAAAAACUCAAUCAAGAUCUGGACACCUUUGAAGCCUGGAUCGCAAAACAAAACCAUUUUCUUGUUAAACGUUUUGACAGAAAUUAUCUAGAACGUCUUCUGAUAGCAAGCAAGGGAUCCGUGGAGACAGCUAAAAAACGGCUCGACAAAUUGUGCUCAUUUAGACGAGCAUUGCCGGAGUUCUUGACGAAUUAUGACAUGAGGAAUGAAUUCAUUCCUAAGUUGAAGUGGUGCCACACAACUAUACUGCCGAAACCUACACCUGAUUACCAUAGAGUGUUUUUAACGUGCGCGCACAACCCAGACGCGACAGAGCAUGUAGAUUUCAUGCAAUACUACAGGUUUUGCAUAUCGUUAAUGGACUACAUGUUCAACAAUGACUACAACGCUGGCUACGAAGUUAUAUUUGAUACGAGAAACUACACACUCGGUAUCGUAUCUAAAUUGAACCCAUUGGCUAUGAAAAAAGCUGCUGCUAUUUACUUGGAAGCAAUUAGUAUGAGAUUGAAACAUUUGCACGUUAUAAGUGGAUCUAAAUUAUUUGAUGUUGUUUUAACAAUCAUAAAACAAGCUUUAACAGAGAAACUGUCACAUAGAGUUGUCGUCCAUGACAAUCUUGAAUCACUCCACAAAUACAUUUCUCCAGAAAUUUUACCUGUGGAUUAUGGUGGUCAGGACAAACGAACCCUUAAAGAAAUGUGCGAGAAUACUCUCAAAGAGCUGUGUACUGAUGAACAUAUUGAGCAUUUCAAGGAAACAGAGAAAGCUAUGACAGACGAAUCUCAUAGAAUCACGCUCAAAUUCGACGAAGAGUAUCUGGGAAUGCCGGGAUCUUUUAAAACAUUGUGUGUUAAAAUCAACAAUAUGGAUAAAUUACCACCAAGUGCGAUAUUGGAAUUUAAAACGAAUCAAAUUGAUGAAGUUCGUAAAUUGUUUAAUUAUAAUGAUGUUAAAAAAUUGGAGCAGGAUUUGGAUAAUUUUGAGGACUGGAUUGAGAAGCAAAAUCAUUUUCUUUUUCGACGAUUUGAUAGAAACUAUCUAGAACGUCUCCUCAUGGCAAGCAAGGGUUCCGUAGAAAUCGCUAAAAAACGCCUCGACAAAUUGUGCUCAUUUAGACGAGCAUUGCCGGAGUUCUUAACUAACUUUGAUGUGAGAAAUGAAUUCGCUGCUACUAUGAAGUGGAGCCAUUCAUGCGUCAUGCCGAAGCUAACACCAGACAAUUAUCGAGUUUUGGUAACACAAGUGCAUGAUCCAGAGGCAUCUGACCUUGUUGAUUUUAUACAAUACUACAGGUUUAAUAUAUCGCUAAUGGAAUACAUGUUCAACCACGACUACAACGCUGGCUACGAAGUUAUAUUUGAUACGAGAAACUUUACACUCGGUGUUGUAUCUAAAUUGAACCCACUGGCUAUGAAAAAAGCUGCUACAAUUUUCUUGGAAGCUAUUGGGCUAAGACUUAAACGGCUGCAUAUAAUAAAUGGCUCAAAACUAUUUGAUGUGGUUUUGUCCAUCAUUAAACAAGCGCUGACAGAAAAAUUAGUUCACAGAAUUAUUGUUCAUGAUAAUAUUGAAUCAAUACAUAAAUACAUAUCACCAGAAAUCUUACCAAAAGAUUAUGGUGGCAAAGACAGGAGUAUUAAAGAACAAUGUGAGUCGACUCUCAAAGAAAUGUACAGCAAUGAACAUAUUGAGAAACUCAAGGCAUCAGAGGGAGCCAUGACGGAUGAAUCUUACAGAGUCACGCUCAAGUUCGACGAAGAGUAUCUGGGAAUGCCGGGAUCUUUCAAAACUUUAAAUGUUGAUUAAUUUUGAAAUAUAUAACGGUUCUA